Molecule: messenger RNA, 2325 nt
Organism: Daphnia pulicaria
Lineage: Eukaryota; Metazoa; Arthropoda; Branchiopoda; Diplostraca; Daphniidae
Product: verrucotoxin subunit beta-like
Exons: 3
Coding region: 566-1771 (401 amino acids)
Source: RefSeq, a predicted model, not a curated record
AUUUUACACAACUUUAUUAUUCUUUACAAUUUACAAUUUUGUUUUUAAAAUUUGUUGUGCUUCACAAUCACAAUAUGACGCAACGGCUAACUUGGUACUUGCUUGUGUGUCAAACUGUCAAUAAUGAAUUUUGCCAUCAUGACUCAUCAAGAAGAACGACAGAACGUCGACUGCACUGAUUGUGAUUUCCCGCACUUGGCACUUGUAUUUUUGACAUAUACGAUCGUGUAUGCUGCUACUGCUGUCAAACGAGAAUUCGAGUGAAGUUCUUAUAUAGAAAUUGCGACAAUUUAAAAGAGGUGAUAAGCCAGCAAACACUGUUUAUCAUCUAAACGGAAAAAGAAGCCGAUUGAACAGAAAUGGAAGAUAACUUUACCAAGAUGGCCGCGAUGGGACGUCGUUUUCAAAUGGGAGAUCUGUAUGAUUAUCACACACUGAUAACAUUCUCACAAAUUGUCGACUGUGGUGAGAUUCAUCCAAAUUCGCGAAUGCCACUGAUGCCACUACCGGCUUCAAAAUAAACUUGAUUCGUCCCGAUUCAAAUUUUAGCAACAAGUGGCAGCACAUGGGUCUUGACGACCAUCUUCAGGCCAGCAUCGUGACUGGUCUCAUCAACAAAUUCAGCGGAGCCAGCAACUACCUGAACGAUCCAUCGAGCCCGUCACAAGUCACCCAAACUCUUGUGUGUCGCACAAAGUCCAGGAAGGAGCGUCUGGAUGUGCAAACUCUUCUCCAACAGAUGAGCCCUUUACGUCUGCCUGACAGCAUGGAUGCCGAAAUGGAGUUGCCAAAAGCCACCCAUGUCGUCGUAGGGAUCGUCUACGGAGCUGAAGCUUAUUGCGUCCUGAGCCAGGAUCUUGGCAUCAGCCACGAAGCCGACGAAGAAGCUCACGAGGAAGCCGAAGAAAAUUUAAGAAAAAUGGCAACCAAACUGGAAAACGCAUUAGGCGACAUCGACUUUGACGCCCAGUUACCUGAUUUCAAGGAGCAGUUCACCAAGGAAGAAAAAGCCCAGCUCACUCGUUGGAAAUGUCGGUUUUACUCCGACCUCCAAUCUUCAGCUGUUCGAGAGUGUAACGUCAUCAAAGUCUACACUUAUUGCCUGAAAAUGAUACGACAAAUCAAAGAAGAUGUAGAAAACAAGAGGAAAGCUAUCUCAAUCACAGUCCUGCUCUGCCCGGUGAAAUUCAUUUUGAAACUUUCCGAUGAAAGAUUACGGCGGGCAUUUGGAUUCAGCGAUGUCGACUCCGAAGUGACAGCUCGAAUGUGCCGGAACUGGUUUCAAUUGGAAGAAAUCCGGAACAAAGCGGAAGCCAUUCGAGCCUCAUCUUCUGCCAAGAAAAUCAACCGAGCAUCGCUGAAAUCUUUCUUUGACGUUUUGAAUGACUACAAACAUCUCCUGAGAGAAAGUCUGAAGAAUGGCGUCAUUAGGUCCAGGGAAAGUGACGAUGGUGAUGACGACGAAGUCGAAAGAGUCAACAGCAUUGCCGAGAGUCACGGACUGUUCAAACCAAUUCGACUGGAACGUUGGCUCCGCUUCAAAGUUUCAGAGUCGGAGGUGGUCGGUAAAAUAUCCGGCAUCAACGGAAUUUUAUUUUUAUCUGGGAAGCAACAACUGGAAAAGAAACUGGCCGAUUCGUUUGAAAAGAAAUACGCUUUGAUGCUGACUAUUCCGUCGCUGGAUGAAAAAGCCAUCGAGAUCCUAGAAGAGAUGAAGGACUAUUGUUUAAAUUAUCAAAAAUUGGUGGCAUUCGAGGAUGACAAAGGAUGAUGAAGAUGAUCAAGCUGAAAAAGAGAGACUUCCGUGGCACAUGGGUCCACGUAGGACAAAACAGGUGAUGGACAAGAUCCGGCAAUUUGCCAAUCACGUCGAGAAAAACAAACAUUUGGAGAAUCAAGUCCAGUUUUACAUCACUUCCGGAGGACCAGGUCAAGAUGGCUGUCGUUAUUCCGUCUACGAAGCUGAUAAUCUACUCAAGGACAACCUGGACCAGCUGCCCGUCCCCCCGACUGAUUUGAAAAUUCGCCUCGGUCCCGCUAAACCCAAUAAGAAGACUACGCCAUCCAUUAUUGUGUCGUGGGACUAUGAAGAUUUGGGUUAUCCGUGUCCACUUUUGCGUCGAGUUUCGACCGAUGAACAGUUCCGACCCUUGGAGUCAACAGAAGACGGCCAAGUCCGGAGAGAACCAAAUGAUAUCCUCAACUACAACAGUGGAGGACCAGAGCUGGAAAUUCGAGUGACCGCCGAUACCUGCACAGGACGCAGUGAGUUCAGCGACGUCGUUGACACCGAGACUGCACUGGGCGUUAUUCAUCUUAGCGAUU